AUGCCAAAUUUUCACUCAGAUUGGUCUAAAAAAUCUCGAAGUGUUAAUUCAAAUGUGAAUUCAGUCAACUACAAAAAUUCGCAGAAUCAAUCACUAUCACGCAGUAAUGGUGAUAAUUUGGAUCAGUUACCUUGUAAAAACAGAUCAAAAUCUAAUUUUGAUAAAUCUCGCGUCAUCAAUCGUAGUACAGCUUUCGAACGCUUAAAAAGAUCAAAAUCAAAGCAAAACAUCAAACAGUCUGGAUUAAAUGAAUCGAAGUUAGUUCCUACUCGCGUGUUACCUCCACGUCAGAGGUAUUCCCGCUGGGCACUUCCGCGUCCUAAUCCAAUCAUAUCUGACAAUUUAGAGAAUGGCAGUCAUCAAACAAGCCACGGCAAUAAGUUGGAAUCUCUUAGUUAUAGAAAGAACAAAAGGUACGAUGAUCAUAAACUGACACAAUGGGAUUCUAAUGAUCUCUUAGGGAAAUGUGGGUUAAGCCCGUUAUUAGGCUACAUUGACAGUGAUGAUGAGAACAAGAAUGGCAAUAAUAUGGAUUCCAGUUAUAUUUGGCCACCUCUCACUAAAGCAGAAAAUCACAUAACAUAUGGUUCAUCUCAUCAUGCCCAUACAACGAUGAAAAAAGUAGAUUCAACUGUUACUACUUCAUCUUCCUGUGGUUUAUGUGAAGAUUAUUGUUUGCCAAACUGUAAUCCACAUCAAAUGACAAGUAAUAUUACAGCUUUCCAGUCUGAGUCUGCUUUCAAGAUUAAUAAUAAUAAUAAUGAUAGAGGAGCUUUUAACGUAUCUGCAUGCUCUUCAAGCUCUUCAGCUUCAACCUUUUCCUAUCAUUCUGAUCUUUCUAACGUAUUCCCUAACUCCAAAUCAAUAGAUCAGUUUCAUUCAUCUUGUGGGACUCCUAGUUAUCAGCAUUCGGAGAAUUCUGAUAAUAAUGGUAUGAAGGUUUUAAAGUCAACGGCAAAAAAUGGAUUUGUCCAGAAUGAUUAUAUGCAAAAUAAUUUACUCUUACCUUCAACAUUGCCAGGUGAUAGUAAUUCAGUUAAUAAAUCAUCAUCAGCUGACGAAUCAACGUUAGCUAAUUGGGCAUCUGUAUUUCUUUCUGAUGACGAUGGUAGUGAUUUAGACUGUUUAUUCAACGACAACAAGCAAACUGAUGAUGCUUUCAAUCUAUUUACAAAUGAAAGCUUCGAAUCAGGAGUCCAUUCAACCUCAACAUUGCAAUCAUCACCGACAUCUUUAUCAUCUCCACCAGUACCACCAACAUCGUCUUCCUGUUUGUUGAAGACGCCUUCGUUUUUAUCAAAAAGUGCUAAAGAUAUACCUGAGAUUUUUGUAAGUGAUUCUAAACAACCUAUUGAAUCGUCAAAUGUUCACUCGUCAAAUGACAAUAAUCCGAUACUAGAAGAGCUUGGUUUAGAAACAGUUGGUUUGGAUUUUGAGUCAUUGGAUGUACUAGUUGAUAGUGGUGGAACAAUCCCACUAGACAUUGACUUCUCUUUAACAACUGGUUUUAACAGUGAUACAUUCCUAGAUUCAGGUGAUUCAUUGGCACAUGACUGGAAUACCUCAUCCACAUGUCAUCAGAAAAAUAUUAAUAAUAAUAAAAAUGUUGGCAAUUUACUGUCUGACAAAAUUCAACAAGAAAAUCAGCCUCAGUGGCCUGAAAACUUAGAAAUGGAAAAUGAUGUCAUAUCAUUGCAGCAAAAUUCAUCAAGUGAUUCCCAGUGGUCAAAUGGUUCUCAUGUAUUCAACUCAUCAAAUGGUCUAACAAUGUUUCUAACUGAAGCUUCAGUUCAGAUGUUUGAAGGGAAUUUUAACGAAUCUCAGAUCAGAUUGUGUAGGGAAUAA
Heterobilharzia americana is the source of this 1845-nucleotide messenger RNA. The record is from the annotation of a GenBank genome assembly. NCBI's taxonomy places the organism in Eukaryota, Metazoa, Platyhelminthes, Trematoda, Strigeidida, Schistosomatidae.